Molecule: messenger RNA, 772 nt
Organism: Diuraphis noxia (Russian wheat aphid)
Lineage: Eukaryota; Metazoa; Arthropoda; Insecta; Hemiptera; Aphididae
Gene: B9d2
Product: B9 domain-containing protein 2
Biological process (GO): cilium assembly
Cellular component (GO): MKS complex
Source: RefSeq, a predicted model, not a curated record
CUGGCAGUGGUAUAGUGGGUUAAAUAAUGGAUGUACAACAAUUUUCUACUAUAGAUGGAUACACCUAUAUGUUUUUAAAGUUUAUUUAAUAAAAACAAGAUUACUGUUAGAUUUCGAUUUUUCUGCAACGGCUUUGCCGAAAACCAGUUAGAGGAAAACACCAUGUGCGCAUCGUAAUGAACUCAGUGGAGUUGGCAUCAGGUCGCGGAUCGCGUACGCGUCGUUAUGGCUGAGCUUUUCAUCAUUGGACAACUUUGUAACGCCGAGGAAUUUCCAUCCAAGAGUUUAUUUUGCAAGUGGAGCGUCCACGCUGGUAAUAACUGGAAAAUUAUAUCUGGUCACAAAGAAGGACAAACCCAAGUGGACUCGCCUUAUUACGAUAACCGAACCUGGUGGUGUCACCCGAUUGACAUUCACUUCGCAUCUAAAGGCAUACAAGGUUGGCCUAAAUUUCACGUUCAAGUAUAUCACUACGACAGUUACGGACGUAGCGAGAUUUACGGGUACGGAUUUUGUUACGUACCGACCACACCGGGAACGCAUACAGUAGAUUGCCACACUUGGCGGCCAAUCGGUAAUUUCAGAGACGAGUUUCGCCGGUUCUUUCUCGGCGGUGGCGCCCAACUGAAAUCGCCGGAUUUUGUAUAUUGUGGGACGGACCGGUACCGGUUGCACACCGAGUCUCUGGGAAAGGUGCGCUUCCGGUUGAACGUGAUCGCCCGGAACUUUCGACGUUACGGAGUGGAACUAUAAACAAUGAUCAGAAGUAAAC